Messenger RNA from Alosa sapidissima (American shad), 8284 nucleotides. RefSeq names its product patched 1 (gene ptch1). Gene Ontology annotation, cellular component: plasma membrane. NCBI's taxonomy places the organism in Eukaryota, Metazoa, Chordata, Actinopteri, Clupeiformes, Clupeidae. Gene Ontology annotation, biological process: smoothened signaling pathway. The transcript is spliced from 24 exons. The record is from RefSeq and is a predicted model, not a curated record. Gene Ontology annotation, molecular function: hedgehog receptor activity; hedgehog family protein binding; smoothened binding. Bases 365 to 5092 code for a protein of 1575 amino acids.
UCUCAUCUAUUGAAUCCCAGAGAUCGCCGUGUCCCGCGGCCUGAGGAAGAGCGCUCAGAAUGCUACAACCACCGAGCCAUCGACAUAGCCAUUGUAUUUAUGGAAAGCACCAUCUCCGCUUUGUGUUUUGAUAUCAGCAGCUUUUAGAAAAACUGUGAACGUGGGAAUAGUUGGAGACCUCCGGAUCGCGAAAUGUUGGAAUGGAAGGCGCAGACUCUGACUCGCCGUCCCAAACAGGAGUAUGAAGUACUUUGUGGAUCUGAGAUCACCAAGAGAGAAACUUUGUUUCCUUUGGAUAUCCAAAAACGCUUGCGGGACAAUAUAAUAACGUGGUUAACAAACAGCAAAGCGCAGGUUCUGCAACAUGGCCUCGGCUGUUAAUGUCUCCUCUGAGCAGGAAAACAGGGACCCCGAUCGGCCGAGGUUAACACGGAGAAAUAGGGGGAUCUACCAUACAACUACAUUGGAUUUGGAAUAUUUGCAACGACCGAGUUACUGUGAUGCAGCUUUUGCGUUGGAGCAAAUAUCCCAGGGGAGGGCGACUGGAAGAAAAGCACCGCUAUGGCUGAGAGCAAAGUUUCAAAGACUUUUGUUUAAACUGGGGUGUUAUAUACAACAGAACUGUGGAAAGUUUUUAGUUGUCGGCCUCUUAAUAUUUGGAGCUUUCGCUGUUGGCUUGAAGGCAGCUAAUCUAGAAACCGACGUGGAGAAACUCUGGGUAGAAGAUGGGGGCAGGGUGAACGAGGAGCUAAAGUACACACGGCAGAAGAUCGGGGAGGAGGCCAUGUUCAACCCGCAGCUCAUGAUCCAGACGCCGCGCGAGCAAGGCGCCAACGUCCUGACUCUGGAGGCACUGAGACAGCACCACGACUCCGCCCUCAAGGCCAGCCAGGUGCAGGUCUACAUGUACAACAGGCAAUGGAAUUUAGAACAUUUGUGUUACAAAUCAGCAGAAAUUGUGCCCGAAAACAAUCUGUUUGCUCGGAUAUUCGAAAAUCUUCACCCCUGCCUCAUCAUCACGCCAUUGGACUGCUUUUGGGAAGGUGCGAAGCUACAGCUGGGCUAUGUAUAUCUCCCCGGGAAAGGAGCACCAACUCAGUGGACCAACUUAAACCCAAUGGAGUUCCUGGCUGAGCUGAAGCCCAUGAACAUAGAUGUGGACAGCUGGGUGGAGCUGCUGGAGAACGCCGGCGUGGGCCAGGGCUACAUGGACCGGCCGUGCCUGAAUCCCAAAGACCCCGACUGUCCCCCCUCUGCACCCAACAAGAACGACUCACAGGCCCUCAACCUCGACAUUGGCCACAUCCUCGCAGGUGGGUGUCACGGCAUCUCCAAGAACUACAUGCACUGGCAGGAGGAGCUCAUCAUCGGAGGGACCAUCAAGAACGGAAGUGGAAAACUUCUAAGUGCCCAAGCCCUGCAGACCAUGUUUCAGCUGAUGACCCCUAAGCAGAUGUACGAACACUGGAAGGACCGGCACGGAAUCGAGGCCCUGAACUGGAAUAAGGACAAAGCAGCCGCCAUCUUGGAAGCCUGGCAAAGGAGAUACUCUGAGGCUGUGCAGCAGAGUGUCCCCGUCAACUCCUCCCAGAAAGUGCUCACCUUCACCACCACCACCCUCGAGGACAUCCUCAAGUCCUUCUCCGAUGUCAGUGUCAUCCGCAUCGCCAGCGGCUACCUGCUAAUGUUGGCCUAUGCCUGCCUGACCAUGCUGCGCUGGGACUGUGCCAAGUCCCAGGGUGCCGUGGGGCUGGCGGGUGUCCUGCUCGUCACCCUGUCCGUGGCAGCAGGGCUGGGCCUGUGUUCUCUCAUCGGGAUCUCCUUCAACGCCGCCACCACUCAGGUGUUGCCAUUUCUGGCUCUGGGCGUGGGUGUGGAUGAUGUCUUUCUCCUGGCCCAUGCCUUCAGCGAGACUGGGCAGAACAAGAGGAUCCCAUUCGAGGACCGCACUGGCGAGUGCCUGAAGAGGACAGGUGCCAGCGUGGCUCUCACCUCCAUCAGCAAUGUCACCGCCUUCUUCAUGGCGGCACUCAUCCCCAUCCCAGCUCUCCGCGCCUUCUCGCUACAGGCGGCAGUGGUGGUGGUGUUUAACUUCGCCAUGGUGCUACUGAUCUUCCCCGCCAUCCUCAGCAUGGACCUGUACCGCCGAGAGGACCGCCGCUUCGACAUCUUCUGCUGCUUCGUCAGCCCAUGUGCCAACCGGGUGAUCCAGAUCGAGCCGCAGGCCUACGUGGACGGCUCGGACGGCAGUCGCUACAGCCCGCCGCCACCCUCCUUCGGCAGCCCGCCACCGUCCUACAGCAGCCCGCCACCGUCCUACAGCAGCCACAGCUUCGCGCAGCAGACGCAGAUCACCAUGCGCUCCACCGUGCAGCUGCGCACCGAGUACGACCCGCGCACGCAGGCCUACUACACCACGGCCGAGCCACACUCGCAGAUCCACGUGCAGCCCUUCGCCCCGGCGCCAGCCCCCGCGCCCGCACCCGCCACUAACGUCAACAACAACAACAACAACAACAACAACACCGGCGCCCAUCACAACUACAACAACAGCAGCGCUGCCAACCGGGCGGCCAGCAGCAGCGGCAUCGGCACCAACGCCCCCACCGCGCCCAGCGGCGCGCCCCUGUCCACCUCGUAUGCGGGGGCGCCCGCCGAUCCCGCGUUCCCUUCCUCCUCCUCACCCUGCCAGACCCCAGCGAGCGCCAGCUCCACGCGGGACCUGCUGUCCAACUUAUCCGAGCUGGCGGGCGGCAGCCGGGGCCACGUGCACCACUCCUGCCCCGAGCCGCCCUGCUGGCGGUGGAGCUUCGCCUCGUUCGCCGAGAGACACUACGCCCCCUUCCUGCUGCAGCCCACCACGAAGGUGGUGGUGAUCAUUCUGUUCCUGGGCCUGCUGGGCGUGAGCCUGUACGGCACCACAUGCGUCCGCGACGGCCUGGAGCUCACCGACAUCGUGCCGCGCGAGACCAGCGAGUACGACUUCCUGGGCGCCCAGUUCAAGUACUUCUCCUUCUACAACAUGUACGUGGUGACGCAGCGGGCCGACUACCCGCGCGUGCAGGGGCUCCUGUAUGACCUGCACAGCCGCUUUGAGUCGGUCAAGUACGUGCUGCGCGAGGACGAUGGCCAGCUGCCACGCAUGUGGCUGCACCUGUUCCGCGACUGGCUGCAAGGUCUACAGCAAGCGUUCGACCGUGACUGGGAGACAGGCCGGAUCACGCGUGCCGACUUCAGGAACGGCACCGAUGACGGCAUCUUGGCCUACAAACUGCUGAUCCAGACUGGAAGGAGAGACAAACCCAUCAACCACAACCAGCUGACCCGGCAGCGGCUCGUGGACGCAGAGGGCAUCAUCAACCCCAGCUGCUUCUACAUCUACCUGUCGGCCUGGGUCACCAACGACCCCAUGGCCUACGCCGCCUCCCAGGCCAACAUCCGCCCCCAGCCGCCGGAGUGGUUCCACGACAGGACCCAAUCGCUCUCCGACGACUGCUUCAGCAUUCCUGCUGCUGAACCUAUCGAAUACGCACAGUUCCCAUUCUACCUCAACGGCCUCCGAGAGACGGCGCAGUUCGUGGAAGCCAUCGAGAGCGUCCGGGCCAUCUGCGGCAACUACAGCCGCCAGGGCCUCCCCAGCUACCCCAACGGCUACCCGUUCCUGUUCUGGGAGCAGUACGUCAGCCUGCGCCACUGGCUGCUGCUCUCCAUCAGCGUGGUGCUGGCCUGCACCUUUCUGGUGUGCGCCGUCUUCCUCCUCAACCCCUGGACCGCCGGCAUCAUUGUGUUGGUUCUGGCGCUGAUGACAGUGGAGUUGUUUGGAAUGAUGGGUCUAAUCGGCAUCAAACUCAGUGCUGUUCCUGUAGUGAUCCUCAUCGCCUCGGUCGGCAUCGGGGUGGAGUUCACUGUUCACGUAGCACUGGCUUUCCUCACCGCCAUUGGUGACCGCAACAAACGCGCCAUCUUGGCCCUGGAGCACAUGUUCGCCCCGGUGCUGGACGGCGCCUUCUCCACUCUGCUGGGCGUCCUCAUGCUGGCCGGCUCCGAGUUCGACUUCAUCGUCAGAUACUUCUUUGCUGUGCUCGCUAUCUUAACGGUGUUGGGGGUCCUCAACGGGUUGGUGCUGCUUCCAGUGCUCUUGUCUUAUUUCGGGCCCUACCCAGAGGUCUCCCCCGUGGAUGGCCGUAGCCAGCUGCCCACUCCCUCACCAGAGCCCCCGCCACAGGUGGUGCGCUUCUCCGUGCGGCCGCGCCACACCACCACGGGCACCGGCUCCGACUCGUCGGACUCCGAGUACGGCUCCAACACCACCGUGUCCGGCAUCAGCCAGGAGCUGCAGCAGUACGACCUCCGGGCCAGCAGGGGGAAGCAGCCCUCGCACCAAGUGGACCUGCCUGCCUACCCAGUGGCCUCGGCGGUGCACUCUGACCCUCGGCCGCCUCACAUCCACUCGUCCCCUCCUCAGGAAGCCGCUCCGCCUCAGCUGGCCCGCCGCUACAGCAGCAGAGAGCCCAAGAGGGAGCAGAGUGGCCACCAGCAGCAGCAUCGCCGCCAGGCCCCCACGCAUCCCUCCCACCCCCAGGCCCCGCCCCCGCCCCACCGGCCACGCACGGACGCUUUCGAAACCGCUACUGACCCCAGUGCCGGGGGCCGCUUCCCUCGCGACGGACCCCCGGCCGGCCACGGCAGCAGGGGCCAGCAGCCGCACCACCACCGAUCGCGGGCGCAUCACCAGUACCAGGCGCCCCCCCACCACUCCCAUCCGCACCCCCACUCCUCCAACCCCGCCUACGGCCAGCCCAUCACCACGGUGACGGCCUCGGCGUCGGUCACCGUGGCCGUGCACAGCCCAAGCUACCCCCAACCCUUCACCCUGAGCGACAGCUACCCCCGACAGCCCUUCCAGGAGGCGUACUCAGACAGCAGCAGCAGCAGCGGUAGCGGCAGCCGCCACGGCAGCCCGUCCUUCCAGGACCCCCACGUGCCCUCACGAGACUCCUACCGCCACCGCAGGUCCCACCUGGAGGGCAUGGAGCUUCAGGACAUGGAGUACGACGCCCCCAGUGGCCGGCAUCGGAAAUCCUCCAGCUGAGGGUUAGAAAGACUAAGCACAAUGGCCAAAGAUGGGACCUACCCCACAGCUCCUGCGCCAGUCUUCAGGGGAGGGGAACACUUGGACCAGCAGCACUUCAUUGGUGCUUCACCGUUACUGUAUAACCUAGUGUACAAUUAUGUUUUUUAUUUUGUUUUAUUUUGUUUUUCGUUAGAUAUUUCUAUAAGUAUUUAAAGAAUGUGUACACAUAUGUAAAUAUAUAAAAAAAAGUAGCUAUAAUGUUUGUUUAUUUGUUUGUGUCGGUGGGGUGUUUUCUGACACCUCGUUCUGAGUUUUCGAAACGGUCUGAGGGGACAUCAGGGGUGCCGUAUCCGUGUGUGUGAUCCUGUCGUUACUGUUCACUCGUCUCGUGUCUGUGCCAUGAGGAAGCUUCACCCUAGACGGACAACUUCAGCAGAAAACAGUUGCUGCUUAAUAACAUUGUAUAAUGUACAUGUAUAAUUCUAUGCAAUUAUUUUCAUUUGUAAUAUAGAAGUGUGUGUGUGUGUGUGUGUGUGUGUGUGUGUGUCUUUGGAGCCUGUAUAAGUGUAUCUUUCUUGAGGUCGCUCUUUACUCGAUUAGGUCUUACAUAAAAAAAAAAAUAUGCUAGCAAUGAUGGUAAGCUAAUAUCAGUUUUUGAAAAUUUGGCCAUGCAAAAUUCAACUUUAGCUUGAUGGGCAUCUUGUUUUCAGAAGACGGCAUGGGCAGUCCCCUGCAGCUGUCUGUCAAGGGCACUUCCAAAACAUACAGUACUGUUUCUGUUUCCAUUGUGAGUCUGGUCACUCUGUUUUUUACCUUUUCAAUGGGACUCAGACUGACCAUAACCUUCCUAGGUGCUAAAGUCACUCAAAGUACAAGAUACAGAUAGUUAGAUAGAUAUGAGUCGUAGCCACAUCCUUUAUACUGUGACAGGUGGGAUCAGCUCAGCGGAUGAGGAAACAGCCCUUUUCUCUGACUUAGUAGGCCAUUUUACAGUGCCGUAUAUUGUACGAAACAAGAACAUUUGACUGGAGGCAGCCAUACUGUCCUCAAUCAUUCUUGCAGCUGCCUGGUGACUAGCUGUUGGUAGGGACUAAAGGAAGCCGACUGCACUGCAAGCUGAGAACAUUCUCAAGGGAAAAAUGGCAGAGAUAAUUGAGAAAAGCAUUUACUAUUUCAGCAAGUGAUUUAUUAUCAUUUUUUUUCUAUUAUAGUGGUGGUACUAUGACAAGUUCUGUUGAGCUAUUCUUCAAAUUUGUAUGGCCUUAUGUUGAAUAAUAAUGGUGCUAGUGUAUGGUCAUGUAAACAAGAGGGAGUCUUCAAAAGGCCUGCACUGUGUGUGUGUGUGUGUGUGUGUGUGUGACUGUGUUUGUUUUGUGUGAUUGCCUGUGUGUGCAUUUGAAGGUGCACAGACAUGUCUAUUGAAAUGUUUUAUCACAAAUCUGUGGUAGUAUAAAAAAAAUACUGUUUAACUUUGAAACACGCUAUGCGUGCAAAUUAUGAUUAUGAGUCAUACAUAGAAACAUGUUUUUGUUUUUUUUCCUUUGCUCAUUGUUUUCUUUUUUGGUUUCAGUUUGGUUUCGUUUGCCUUUCGUGACAACAGUAGCUCUGUAGUUAGUAGGCCAUAACCCUCGGAACUUCGCUCUGACUCCAUGUGCUCAUCGGGGCAUGUUUCACUGUAUCAGGCCAUUUAGUGUUGACCUUGCUGACCUUUGCUUCACAUGUACGUACCUAUGAAAGGUGGCGGAGGGUGAAGGACAACACAACUGUAACUCUGUGCCAUCAUACCUAUGUUGACAUUUCCUGUUUUGGAAUAUUGACCAGUAUUGUAUAGCUACAUGCUCGGUGCAAUACACGUCUUUUUUUUUGUCAUUACUCAGAUUUUGAAGGUGUUAAGCUAAACCAGUACCUACCGUAAUAAUCAACCAGGAACGCAAUAAGCGAAAGCGAACUAUCUGCGAUAAGCUCACUGUAUGUCUUGAGUCUAUAAGCUACACAACUGGCAUUGCAAAGGUUCUGCACUAAAUGGCCUUUCUGACCUCUUCAAUGACAAGAACCCCAACCACUGGCCCCGCAGUUUAAGCACACGGUCUUACUUGACCUCACCUCAUAAAACGUCCAGCGCGUACGAACACGGCACUAAUUGGAAGUCCACCACCUCCCCUUGCGCCAUCCGGAGGCAAAUGGUGUUUGUAAAAGCUUGUGGGGUCAGGGUUUUAGUCGUUCAUUUUCUGCCAGUUUGCCUCAGUCAUCCUUUCAUCCUUCACUUCCCCUCCAUUUGUCCUCUUGUAAAACAAAUGUAGAACUCUGUUCCAUUUGUAGUGGUCUUCCGUCUUGUGUUGCGCAUAUAAAUUCCUCGUAUCAUUCUCUUGUCUUGUCAGUCAUUUCAGUGACCAUAUCUUUUUUUUUUUUUUUAACAUAUCUUUCUUUUCCUUAUUCUUCUGAUGGAACAUUGGCAGAGAAUAGACACAAAACAUGGCUGGCAACUAUUGUAUUUUUUAAAUAUUUUAUUAUUUUUUUACAUUUGGUUUUGCAAUAUUUAUAUUUUUGUAUUAUACUUUUUUGUUUUGUUUUGUGUUGUUUUUUUCAGUUAUGGUCAAAAUGCCAGUUGGUGACAAAUGCAGGGAUUUUUAUGUUGAAAAACACUAUUACAGUUUUUGUUUUUACAUUAAUGGAUUUUGAUCUGUAUAAAGUGCUUACUAAUGUUAAAUAGGAAAAAAGAGUAUAUAACAUUUUACAUCAUCGAUUUGUCAUAGCUCUUAGAGGACUUUUUUAAAAAAAAGGAUAAAUAAUCAAUGGUUUUACAGACUGCCAUUUUCCUCACUCGGAGUGGAUGUAUGUUGUUUCGGUUACAAAGAUAAAUGUAUGCCAUAUAAUUUAUUUAUAUGAAAAUUUAUUUUUGUAGUGUACAUAGUAGUUGUCAAGUUAUUUGACAAAAGUAUAUUUUUAAAGAGUUUAUAUGUAAUGCUACCAAUUUUGUGGAAACAUAACAAGAGAAAUACAUUAAGGUACAGGCACACUUUCAUUGCUAACUUGUUCUCAGACAAACUAAAGUCCCCCACAGUAUUACUAUAGGAGAGUGUGAUGCUCUUGCAGCUGGUUUUUUGGUUUGUGAAAGGCUAGCCAUGAAAGUAGAGAAAUCGUACUAGCUCUCUAAAUAAUAAUGUUCAAACACUGAUAGAAUUCUAACAAAUAAAAGAACACUAUAACUUA